AUGGAUCUUGAUGCCGACAUGAUUGACUGGAGUUGGAGCGAUUCGAGCGUCGAUGACGAGGAGACAGAGGCAAGGCAGAACUCUCACUCGCGCUCUCAGGAGUGGAGAGGUUCAACCCCUGACGCUGGUAGCGAUUCACUCUCCAAGGAGGUCGGGCAGAGGUUCCUGCCGAGGACGAUGCAAGUGACACCGCACCAUGUCACCGUGGAGGAUGCCAAGUACGGAAGGAGAGCGGUCGAAUCGCAGCGGGACUGGCACGAGCACCCGAUCUCUAGAGCAUCUUCCAGCAACCCGUCCAAGAACAUCUCGGAGAACUUCAGGAAGGUGCCAGUGGAGGCCUUCAAGAAAGCCUUGUAUCCAUCCUCCUACGACAGCAACGGCGAAUCUGCAAAGAUCUUGGAGUAUAGGAAGAGAAUUGAAGACUUGGACCAACAAUGGAAGCAACAGGUGGGAAGACCAGCACGAUCCUUGAGGUCUGACUUGAGCUCGUGUUCUGACAUCGAUUGUUUCCUCCAGACACAGAUGAACGCCAAGAUGGAGGAACUUCUCCGUAUGCAGGUGGAGCCAGUUAGUCUGAGCAGCUCCCCUCUGACCGGCUCGCAGGAGGAGGCUUUGAGUGAGCGCGACGACAAGAUAAGAUCGUUAGAGGCAACUUUGAAGGAGAACGAGGCGAGGACCUGCAUUAUUUCUUGA
This is a messenger RNA of Guillardia theta CCMP2712, 693 nucleotides long. RefSeq lists its product as hypothetical. The record is from RefSeq and is a predicted model, not a curated record. Lineage: Eukaryota; Cryptophyceae; Pyrenomonadales; Geminigeraceae. The transcript has a single exon. The coding region runs from base 1 to 693 and encodes 230 amino acids.